AUGUCCAAAUAAAACACUUUUCAGUAGUUGUCUGACAGCUAGCAGUAGCAACAACAUCAGCAGAAUAGAGGAGGAAGGUUUGAUUUAGAUAAUACAAUUAGAAUCAAAGAAAAUUACAUAUAUCUUUAUCCUGAAAUCCAAAUAAACAAGUUUAUCACAUAAUAUAUUGAAGAUAAUUAAAAGAAAUUCACCGCAAAUCAUCUUAUUGAAGAAUAUUUAAACCAUUUUUUAGAAGAAUAAAAAAACAUUUAACUUUAAAAAAUGUAAAGCUAUCAUCCAGAAUAUGCUUUAAAAACUCCUAAUGCUAAAAUUUAUAAUAUUGCUUUCUAUUUUUAAGAAUACUUGCAUUAACUUCCCUAAGAAAACACCAACUCUAAUGAGUAAAAAAAAAGCGUAUUAGAUUUAUCAAUUGGUAAAAAAUAAUGGAAUGAUUUGCUUGCUGGAACUAAUAGAUGCAUUCCUACUAACAUUAUGGAGAUUAUUCUUUCAAAAGAGCACGAUGAAGAAUAGAUACUUGCUUUGAUGCUAUUGAAUCUAUAUGCAAUUUCAAAUGAAGAAAUAGCGAUUGAAUUAUUUUAAAUUGUAGCAAAUUUGUAUGAUCCACAAUUUAUAACUACUAAUGAAGCACUAAAUAAAAUAUUAAUUCAAUAUAUUGUCUGCAUAAUCCUAAGAUAAAAUCAUCAUAACUAAUAAACAAGGAGUAGAGAAAAUAUCAAUUAGAUAUAUUCUAGAAUAUAAGAAAAAUACUAAUUCACUCUUACAGAUGAUUAUGUUGUUUAAUUCUAGAAGCCCUAAAUAUUGUAAUAAUGA
This is a messenger RNA of Tetrahymena thermophila SB210, 810 nucleotides long. RefSeq lists its product as hypothetical. The transcript has a single exon. Lineage: Eukaryota; Ciliophora; Oligohymenophorea; Hymenostomatida; Tetrahymenidae. The record is from RefSeq and is a predicted model, not a curated record.